This is a messenger RNA of Ochlerotatus camptorhynchus, 981 nucleotides long. RefSeq names its product clavesin-2-like. The transcript has 2 exons. Bases 1 to 981 code for a protein of 326 amino acids. NCBI's taxonomy places the organism in Eukaryota, Metazoa, Arthropoda, Insecta, Diptera, Culicidae. The record is from RefSeq and is a predicted model, not a curated record. Gene Ontology annotation, cellular component: membrane. Gene Ontology annotation, molecular function: phosphatidylinositol bisphosphate binding.
AUGAGCAUUUCAAGCGUUGAAAAGUGUCCCACCUCGUACGAUGAGUACAAUUUCACCCUUGCGGACUUGUACCGAAAAACCGCUCUAGAAGAGCUCCGUGAAAGUGAUGAAAUUCGUGAUCAGGCCCUACGACAAAUACGCGGCUGGAUCGCAAAGAAUCCCACCAUCCAACGGUGUCGAACGGAUGGACCGUUUCUGUUGAGAUUCCUUCGCGCGCGAAAGUUCAACCACGUUGCGGCAUGCGAAAAUCUGGAGCGCUAUCUGGCACUGAGACAGACCGUGGCCAGUUGGUUUCAAAAAUUGGACACUAACGAAGCGUGGGUGGAGGAGAUAGUGGAUGAUUGGCCCAUACUUCCGCUGGGGUACGACGACCGGGGACGGUUGGUCAUUUUGAUCAAGAUGGGCAACUUCAACGUGGAACGUUUUGGCAACGUCGAUCAGAUACGGCUGAUGAUGAUGAUCCUGGAAAGUUACUACGACGAAGAGAAGAUACAGAUUGCGGGAUGUGUUUUCGUGUUUGAGGAUACCGGGUUGACGAUGAGCCACGUAGCUCAGUGGUCCCUGACGGACAUUAAGCGGUUCAUUGACUGUGUGAAUCAUACCAUUCCGCUCAGGAUUAAGGAAGUGCAUGUGGUGAAUUUGCCGCGGUAUGCGGUUGCUGUUGGGGAAAUGUGCUUGGGCUUUGCGAGUACCAAGCUGAAGGAGCGAAUCCAUUGUCACCGUUCGAUGGAUUCUCUGACGAAGGUAGUAGCCCAAUCGCUGUUACCCAAGGAGUACGAUGGGGAGGUCCCAAUAAACGAGUUCAAAAAGCAACUUCGCGAACGACUGAAACUGCAACGUGAUCGCAUCCUAGCCCUGGACCAAAUGGUAGUCGAUCAGUCCAGAUUUGCUUCACUUUGGAAGGACAGCCAUGCGGUGGGCGAUGGACAAGAUGACAGCUUUGGAGUGGUUGGUAGUUUUCGAAAGUUGAAUGUUGAUUAG